Messenger RNA from Pterocles gutturalis (yellow-throated sandgrouse), 1263 nucleotides. It is a transcript of the gene IPCEF1, whose product is annotated as interaction protein for cytohesin exchange factors 1. The transcript is spliced from 10 exons. Lineage: Eukaryota; Metazoa; Chordata; Aves; Pterocliformes; Pteroclidae. The record is from RefSeq and is a predicted model, not a curated record.
AUGACAACAGGCUGUUCCUUUGGACUAAAUCCUUGCGGGUUCUUUAUAAUGAGUCGACGGAGGAUAUCGUGCAAAGAGCUGGGGCAAGCAGAUUGCCAAGGAUGGCUCUACAAAAAGAAGGAAAAAGGAGCUUUCAUUGGCAACAAAUGGAAAAAGUUCUGGUGUGUGCUGAAGGAGUCCUCGCUGUAUUGGUACAGCAGUCAGCUGGCUGAAAAAGCAGAAGGAUUCAUCAGACUUACAGACUUCAGUGUGGACCGAGCCAUUGAAUGCAAAAAAAAGCAUGCUAUUAAGAUCAGCCACCCACAGAUCAAGACGUUUUAUUUUGCAGCAGAAAAUAUUCUGGAAAUGAAUACGUGGCUAAGUAAGCUGGGGAUGGCUAUAGACCCUCAGGCACCCAACGGGAAGAAUGAGGAAGAAUGCUACAGCGAAAGUGAACACGAUGACCCAGAAAUAACAGACACACCACCUCCUCCUUUGACAACUCAGUCAAUGUAAAUGCCUACUGAUCAGCAGAAGUCUUCUUUCACCUCGACUCUGUCAAGUGAAGCUUCUUGUUCUCUCUUCUCUUCUGAAAGCACUUUCAACUCUCAAGGGUCAUCUUCUUCCUUGACGUCCAAAGGGGUUUAUUCCGAGAGGCAGUCCUGGCUUGACCUAGUUAACAUCUCUGCCACAGAAGAGGGUGAUCAGCCUUUAACUUUCUGCGUACAGAUUCACUCUGAGGAGCUGCCUGAAGGAGACUGUGGAGAAGUGGCAGAAAGCCAGGAGGUCCGGCUUUAUAAACCCAGUGGUGGAUCCCAAAAUUCUUUUUUAGGUCUGGAUACACACUGUCUAACUGUGCCAGAUGGAACAGGACAGAGAUCACCAGCCAAAGAUCAGGAAAAAUGUGAUGAUGAUGAGAUGGAGCGACUUUACAAGUCCUUAGAACAAGCGAGCCUGUCUCCCAUUGGUGAUCGUCGCCUGUCAACAAAGAAGGAGCUUAGGAAGUCAUUUAUCAAACGCAGCAAAAAUCCCUCCAUUAAUGAGAAACUCCACAAAAUUCGAAUGCUGAACAGCACAUUAAAGUGUAAGGAACACGACCUGGCCACAAUUAAUCAGUUGCUGGAGGACCCAAAGUUGACAGCAAUGAAGUACAGAGAAUGGAGGAACACGAACAUCAUGCUGGUCCAGGAUAUCUAUCAGCAGCAGGAGGUCCAGGACAUGUCCACAGAGAAUAGUGAGGAGCAAGAGAUGACUCCACAGCCUAUUGCUGAAAGUGCUAUCUGA